Molecule: messenger RNA, 3082 nt
Organism: Haliotis rubra (blacklip abalone)
Lineage: Eukaryota; Metazoa; Mollusca; Gastropoda; Lepetellida; Haliotidae
Exons: 21
Coding region: 164-2635 (823 amino acids)
Molecular function (GO): protein binding
Source: RefSeq, a predicted model, not a curated record
UACACGCAUGCGUUGUUGUCAAGAUAUACAAUAAUGGCGGUCCAUGUGCAGUAUUGUUUACAAAAAUGACAUCUUUGGUGUGUUUUGACGAAAUGUGAAACAUGUAAAAACUGGAUUUAAUGGAAAUUAUGGAUAAGUUUGGCUGUAUAUAAAACUCGUCGAAAUGGCGAUGGAAAAGCAAUAUGUCAUACGUGAAACCCACACAAGGGCCAUCACAGCCUUAGGAUACAACCCAGCUCGGCGGGAGAUUCUAAUGGGAUGUGAAGAUGGAGUGAUCAAGGUAUGGGAGUCUGAGAGUGGGAAGUUGUUGUUGACAUCAACAGAACACCGGGGAUGGGUCACAGACUUCCUCUACUGGGCCAGGGCCAAGCUCAUGCUGUCAGCUGCUAAUGAUGGGUUUAUUGUUGCAUGGGGAUCCGGUGGUGCGCUAUUCGACAGAAUUCAGAUUGGUAUGCCUGUGUAUUGCAUGGCUCUCAAUCCCAGGCGCCAUCAGCUGGUUUGUGGGAUGAAUGGCGGCAUCAGAGUGUACAGCCUUGAUGAAAACAAAGAGUGUGGGCAUGUAGUCAACAACCGGGUGCUGUAUGUGGCCAGAGAACACACAGAUAUAGUCAGGAACAUUGUGUGUUACGAGUCAAGGAUAUACUCAGCUGGAUAUGACCAGAAACUUGUGAUUUAUGACUCGUCCUACACAGGAGACAACAGUCUGGAGGCCGUCUUCAUCAACCCACAGGCUCAUGAUGCUGGGAUAUCCUGCCUCCUGCUGGCUAGAGACAACGAGAACAACACAUGGAUCUUGACCGGGUCAUUUGACAAGAGUGUGAAGAUCUGGUCAGCUGAUGGCAAGCUGGUACACAAGCUGGACAACUUCACGUCCACCGUGACUGGCAUCUGCUACGUGCCUCGCAACAAGACUGUGUGGGCUGCAGGGGGGAUGUCAUAUGCCAGCCUCUUCGACCCCAAGUCAGGGGAUAAUGUGUCAGACUUCAUCGGAACAUUCCAGAACCAGGAGGAGGAGAAGUACCAGCUGCAUCUGCUGCGGUUCUUCCCGGAACUCAACCAGGUUGUGGCAUCCACCAGUAGGCGCCACCUGGUGGUGUGGAAGUAUCACUCCUCCGGCUGCAUCACAGCUCUGAAGUGCAAGUCUCCACUGGAGAGUCUUUGUUAUACUCGGAAAGUACCGAUCCUCAUCUUCUCCGGGGACAACGAAGGUGUAAUAAUCAAGUGGGAGAGGAUGCAGUCCAACCAUUUCAUGUAUAGUAAGGAACUGUUCCUGUUGAGUGACUCAAAGCUGAAGAAGAAGCGCCGUGCAGGAAGUAAGGCCCGGGAGCUGAUGAUCGAGCAGCAGAUGCUGUCACAGAUUCUACCUCCAUCAAGUCGAGCCGAAACUGCCAGCUCACAGAAAUCCAGCAACAAGAACGUCACCAGUCACUAUGCCUUCAAUAAACCCAUGAUACCACCUGUAUCAACCCACAACCACCCAAAUACAACGAUACUCAAGAUAGUGUUUGUGGAGAGUUUGGACUUCAUCCUGGCAGCAUCUGAGGACAGCAAUAUCUAUGUCUGGGGGUUUGACGAGGCUGCAGUCGAGGUGCUGCGGAACAUGAAGCCCCAGGAUCUGGAGGCUCUCAUCAACAAGUACGCUGUACUGUUGGACUCUGCCUCAGAGCUGCUGCCCAGAAACACUUCCCAGCAGAGGGAGAGUGACUCUGUGACAAACCGUGUGGCGGGGUUUGUGUGCAAGUUUGUGUUCUCGGAACACAUGAGUUGUGUCACCAGCCUGGUGGCCGUGGGUCGGGAGCACGGACAGGACAGCACAUAUGUUCUGAGUGGUGGCUGGGAUCGGAGGAUCUGCAUCUGGGAUCUGGAGAAGGGACAACUCCAUGACAACUUUCGGGCAGCAAACUCUGCCCGUGGUCAGGACAACAUGGAGUUGGCAUGUGACGGUGUCAUCCUGUGUAUGGAUUAUUCCCCCAGCAAGAAUGAAUUUGCUUAUGCCUCAAGUGACAAGAUGGUUUAUAUUCGCAAAUUCUCAACAGAUGGUUCUAAAAUGACCUUGGUGAACACAUUACAAGGCCAUGAUGGGGAGAUAACCUGUGUUCAGUGGAACCCAAUUACCAGCAAGUGGGUCACUGGUUCUGAGGAUGGUACAGUGAGAAUCUGGUCUGGCAAUGGAAUGAAUGAGUGUGAGACCAUCUUGUCAGUGCAAGGCGGGGUGGCCUGUCUGUGUAUGGACAAGGUUCAUGGUGCCAUUGUAGCGGGCAUCCAGAACACUAUCAGGGUGUAUGAAGCUGAGUUUUAUCGCCUUGUUCAGAGUAACCUGGGCCACACAGACUCUGUGCGGAGUAUUAUACACAUCCCGGAGAGGAAUCAGUAUGUGUCAUGUUCAUGGGAUAAAACAAUCCGAGUGUGGAAUGCUUGGAGGUUGCCAAGGCGACGAAAACAAACAACUAAAAUGUCAGAGAAGCGCAAGAACAGUGAAGAUGGAAAGCUAACAGUUCCUGAUGGGAAGACCAAAGAUGAUGGGAAGGGGGAGAAGUCAGAGGGAAUCUCAGAGGAGGAGGAGGAGGAAGAGGAGGAGGAGGACAUGAAAGAGACAACCCCAUCAACUGGGGAAGACAGACAGGAAGAGGAAUAACUUCGGGGAAAACUGAAACAUUUUAGUCAAUUUUACACCUGACAUUUCCAGGAAAUGUCAUGGUGUUUUUAAUAUUUUGCCAUAUCAUUGUAGAUAUGUGUAUAGAACUGGUUUGUGAUGAUUGUGCUUGCCAAUUAAAUGUUGCCAAAUUUGCUUCCAAUUCAUGUGUUAGUUGUGUCAGUAAUCAUGUCAUUGUAACGAUCAGUCCUUAGAAAGUAAGGCAAUUACAAACGUAUCUACCUUGUCAGUUUCUGGGCAGCAGAUGUUAGAUAUAUUGUACAUAUGUAUAUUUAUUGCCUUGUGCAUGAUCUCCAAAGAAUCUAUGACGUGUAUGUAUCCUCCAAGUAGAACACUGAUAUUACCUGUUAAUGCAUGAUGCCAGUCCCAGCAUUACCUGUGAUACCUGCUGUAGUUUAUACAGCCAGAAAUAAAUAUAUUUCCCCAUCA